UAUAAAAAUCAACAAAACGUAUGAAACAAUGAUGGUAGCACGGAACGAUUAUUGAUAAGCUUGUACAUAAUUAUGGCCAUCGCAUGCGUGUAAUUACGUGCAAUCCAUUACUGUUCGUCGCUAACAUGUUUCAAUCAUAAAACGUAUACGUUACGGUCAAAGCGGAGAAUUUGGUCGUUGUAAAUGUUACAAGCAAAGCAGGGAACCCGGGUUAGGUUAGGGCAUCGUGUACAAUGAUCGGGGACGGUGCACUAUGGCCGACUUCCUACUUUGCCCGUAACGCGAACGAGGUGCACAACGCACGGAAUAUUCGGGCGACGUGCACGAUAAAUAUUUAUUUCCCGCGUAGACCAGUCAUUGUUGUAUAACGCCUGGUCAUUGUGUACAGCACUUGAACUGACGCGGUCAUUGUGUAUAAUUUAUGAUUUACAAUACGUACAUUUGGUCCGAAAACUGUUGUAAACCGUGCAGUGCACGUUAGUACCGUUUUAUACGUCGGUGUGUUCGAUUUAGUGUGCGUGUGCGUGUGCGUGUGCGCGCGCGCGCGUUAUUGUAGAAAUGGAAAAUAAAUUCGUCGACUCUUUGAACGAUAUUUUAAAAUUCAAGAAACACAACAGUACGUAUCUGAGUGAACGUAAAUACGACGAUCUUCUGGUACAUUUAAAAGAACUAAAAGAAUCGAAAAAGACGAAAACCCCGAACGAUUACAAGCUGAUCAAGAAGUACGAUAUUCUUAAAGUGCGUGAUGUGGAAAGACUUGUCGUGCCGACGAACGGAGGCGAUCGGAUUAGAUUUUACGUGAAAAACGAAGAGCUAUUCCAUAUUCUACACGAAGCCCAUUUGUCAAUCGGGCAUGGGGGCCGUAGUAGAAUGGAACACGUGUUAAAUAGCAAAUAUAAAAAUAUAACAAGAGAGACGAUUAUGUUGUACUUGGGUUCGUGCGAAUUUUGUCAGAAAAAGAGCAGUACAAGUAAAAAUCGCUUAGAGGUCAAACAUAGUGCGCCAGAAGAGAAGAAUUCACGUUGUUGUGAAAUAGGCGUGAUCGACAUGCAGACACAGCCCGAUGGUAAUUAUAAAUUUAUUUUAGUCUACCAAGACCAUUUAACAAAAUUUGUAAACUUACGUCCUUUGACUCAUCAGCGUGCUCAUGGGGAAGUCGCGUGCGCGUUACUGGACAUCUUUACUAUUUUCGGUGCUCCAACAAUAUUACAAAGUGACAACGGCGGGAAAUUCGCAAAUGAGGUGAUAGAAGAACUAUGGAACACGUGGAAAGAUUUGAAAAUGAUACUUAAAAAACCUCGUCAUUCCCAAAGUCAAGGUUCAGUAGAACAUGAUAGCCAAGAAGUCAAGCUUAUGUUAGGGACAUGGCUGCAAAAUAAUAAAACCAAAAAAUGGAGCGAAGGCCUGAAAUUAGUACAAUUGAUGAAAAAUCGAUCUUUUCAUCGUGGCAUUAAAUGUUCGCCUUACGAGGCUAUGUUCGUAUCUAAGCCCAAAAUCUGAUAAAACAACUGUAUAUUCCUAAUACAUGUUAUAUCAAAAUUAAAAACGGAAGAAGAUUUAGAUAGAGCCUCGAAGAUAAUCGAGAAAAAUUAUUUAAUGGAAAUAGACAUCAAAAUAAAUAAGUAUUUAAACGUAUACUUUAAUAUUCACUUCAAUUUGUUUAUAUCAUUGUUUUAAUAUCAGUAAAAUGCCAUAAUGGUAACACAUGUAAAAAUAAAUAAAUAUUUUUAUAAAACAUAAUUUUAUUGUUAUUAAGAAUAUUAUAAUUUUUUAUACUUGGCACUGUUAGUACUGGUCAUUGUGUACCUAGCCAAUAAUUAUUCACAUGAUUUAAACGAUUAUGAAUUGUAUACAACCCCCGGUCAAUAUUAAUAGUAAUCAUUUCUCCACUUGGACCGUAACAUUUGUAUGGUUAAUGUGUUUUAAUAGUAAAUAUAUUAUAUUUUGAAGAGA
Molecule: messenger RNA, 1953 nt
Organism: Sipha flava (yellow sugarcane aphid)
Lineage: Eukaryota; Metazoa; Arthropoda; Insecta; Hemiptera; Aphididae
Product: KRAB-A domain-containing protein 2-like
Exons: 1
Coding region: 559-1500 (313 amino acids)
Biological process (GO): DNA integration
Molecular function (GO): nucleic acid binding
Source: RefSeq, a predicted model, not a curated record